Molecule: messenger RNA, 3309 nt
Organism: Sitophilus oryzae (rice weevil)
Lineage: Eukaryota; Metazoa; Arthropoda; Insecta; Coleoptera; Curculionidae
Gene: PolD1
Product: DNA polymerase delta catalytic subunit
Exons: 16
Coding region: 96-3293 (1065 amino acids)
Biological process (GO): base-excision repair, gap-filling; nucleotide-excision repair, DNA gap filling; DNA-templated DNA replication
Cellular component (GO): delta DNA polymerase complex
Molecular function (GO): DNA-directed DNA polymerase activity; 3'-5'-DNA exonuclease activity; DNA binding
Source: RefSeq, a predicted model, not a curated record
GAAAAUUAACCAAUAACCUCAAAUAUUUCCCGGGUUUUUCUGUUUUGUUUUCAUUUGUUAUAGUAGCUUCUUCAAACAUCAACUGAUUUUUCAAAAUGAAUAAAAGAAAAUCAGAUGAAUAUACGGGACAUUUUAAGAAAUACAAACCAAAUGGUACUACGGUACUGUAUCAGAGGCCCCCCAUUCUGCAUAUAGAUCCGGCUAAAGACACAUUUAUUUUUCAAGAAUUGGAAUUAGAUAAUUAUGUUGGAAAUGUGUACCCUGGAAUGCCCGGACCGCAAAGUGGACCGGUUCCAAUUAUUCGAAUGUUUGGCAUAACUAAAGAAGGUAAUAGUGUCUGUUGCCAUGUACAUGGAUUUUCCCCAUAUUUCUACAUAAAUCUACCUACCACAUUUUCGAACGGUGACUUAGGACCGUUUAAGGAUAAACUUAAUGAAGCUUUAAUAAAUGAUAUUAGAGGUGGUAAUCGAGACGGAAUUACUGAUGCUGUUUUAAUAGUGGAAAUAAUUAAAGGCAAAAAUUUAGUUGAAUAUCAUGGCGACGAUGACGAGCCUUUUGCAAAAAUUACUUUGUCCCAGCACAAAUUUGUUCCUGCUGCAAAAAGACUUUUAAGCACGCAGAUUAUAUAUCAGUCACUCAGCAACCACAAUUUUCAGUUUUUCGAAAGUAAUGUAGAUAUAGAAACAAGAUUUAUGGUAGACACAAAUAUACUGGGUUGCUGUUGGAUAGAAUUGCCACCAAAGACAUGGUACGAAAGAACAGAUUUCUCAGCGCAUAGCAAAACAAGUAGAUGUCAAAUCGAAGUGGACGUUGCAUGGGAUAAUUUUAUUUCACAUGCUCCUGAAGGAGAGUGGGGUGAUGUCGCUCAAUUUAGGAUCCAUAGUUUCGAUAUUGAAUGUGCCGGAAGAAAAGGAAUAUUUCCCGAACCAAAAAUAGAUCCAAUCAUUCAGAUAGCAAACGUUAUACAGCUACACGGUGUCAAAGAAGUAAUGGCGAGAAAUAUAUUUUGUUUAAAAUCUUGUGCCCCUAUAGGUCACGCGGAGGUAUAUUGUUACGAAGAUGAGUCCAAGAUGUUGGAAGCCUGGGCUCAAUUUGUAAGGGAACUGGAUCCAGAUAUAUUCACGGGAUACAAUAUAAAUAAUUUUGAUUUCCCUUAUUUGUUAGAGAGGGCCAAACAUUUAAAAGUUCAGAACUUUGAUUUCUUGGGCCGGUUAUUGAAUGUUAGAUCCCAAAUCAAAGAAACAACUACUCAGACCAAAAUAGGUAAGAGAAUGUACAAAACGAUUAAUUUUGAAGGGCGCGUACCUUAUGACAUGCUGUUGGUAAUAAAAAGAGAUUUUAAGCUUAGAUCUUACACGCUAAACAGUGUGUGCCAAGAAAUCUUGGGUGAACAAAAGGAAGAUGUUCAUUAUAGUAUUAUUACUGAUCUGCAAAAUGGAGAUGAACAAACAAGGAGAAGAUUAGCAGUCUAUUGUCUAAAAGACGCUGAUUUACCCCUAAGACUCAUUAAUACUGUCCUAAGCUUCACAAAUGAUGUAGAAAUGGCCAGAGUCACCGGUGUGCCCAUCACAAGUCUUUUAACAAAGGGUGAACAAGUUAAAGUUGUAGCCCAAUUAUUAAGACAUGCUAGAGAAGCAGGAUAUUUUAUGCCUGCUCAUCAAGGGACACCAGCCCAAGAACAGUAUGAAGGGGCUACUGUAAUUGAGCCUGCUCGAGGCUAUUACACAGAUCCUAUUGCGACUCUCGAUUUCAGUUCUUUGUAUCCAAGUAUCAUGAUAGCGCAUAAUUUAUGUUACACAACAUUAAUUAAAAGUACUAUAAUGAAGGAUAAGUUGGGGUUAACAAAUGAUCAGGUAACAUCAACGCCUGUAAAUUCUUUGUUUGUCAAGUCUUCUGUACGUCCAGGUCUGUUGCCCCACAUUUUACAGCAUCUUCUGGCUGCAAGAAAGAAAACUAAGGCAUUACUAAAAGAUGCCAAAGAUCCGGUUUUGAAGGCUGUGCUAAAUGGUCGACAGUUGGCUUAUAAGAUAUCCGCUAAUUCAGUUUAUGGAUUUACUGGGGCGCAAGUGGGCAAGUUGCCGUGUUUGGAAAUAUCAGGAAGUGUAACCGCCUACGGUCGUGCUAUGAUAGAACAAACCAAACAGGAGGUGGAACAGCACUACACCAUCCAAAACGGCUACGAAACCGACGCCAAAGUUAUUUAUGGUGAUACAGAUUCCGUUAUGGUGAAUUUCAAAGUAAAAACGCUAGAACGAAGUAUGGAACUGGGCAAAGAAGCAGCCGAAUUGAUCAGUACAAAAUUUAUCAGUCCUAUCAAAUUAGAAUUCGAAAAAGUUUAUUAUCCGUAUUUGUUGAUUAAUAAGAAGAGGUAUGCCGGUUUAUAUUUCACUAAGCCAGAUAAGUAUGAUAAAAUGGACUGUAAAGGAAUUGAGACUGUUCGAAGAGAUAAUUGCACAUUGGUAGUUGAUGUAAUUGGUACCUGUUUACAGAAGCUCUUGAUUGAUAGGGAUCCAGAUGGGGCAGUGAACUAUGCAAAAUUAGUUAUUUCGGAUCUCCUGCAGAAUAACAUUGAUAUAUCACAAUUAGUAAUCACAAAAGAAUUAUCGAAAGAGGAUUAUGCAGCUAAGCAAGCGCACGUUGAACUUGCAAAGAAAAUGAAGAAGAGAGACCCAGGAAACGCUCCUAAAAUCGGCGACAGAAUUCCAUACGUUAUAACUGCCGGAAAUAGAAAUGCCAAAGCAUUUGAAAAAGCAGAAGAUCCAAUAUAUGUGCUGGAAAACAACAUUCCUAUCGACGCACGUUAUUAUUUAGAAAAUCAGUUAUCCAAACCUUUAGUUAGGAUUUUUCAACCAAUAUUAGGCGAUAAUGCCGAGUCUAUACUGUUGCGUGGUGAACAUACUAGAACAAGAACAGUAGUCACGUCAAAAGUGGGAGCUUUGUCAGCUUUUACUCAAAAGAAAGAAACAUGUUUAGGGUGUAAAUCUGUUUUGCCUAAAGGGUAUGAAAAUGAAGCAGUUUGCGCGCACUGCAAACCAAAGGAAGCAAGCAUUUUCCAGCAAGAACUGUGCCAUCAUAGAAUGCUAGAAGACCGAUUUUCAGAAUUGUUUACAGAGUGUCAAAGAUGCCAAGGUUCAUUACAUGAAGAGAUUUUAUGCACUAGCAGAGACUGUCCUAUCUUUUAUAUUAGAAAAAAGGUUCAAAUGGAGUUAGAUAAUUCGAAAAAGAAAGUAGCUAGGUUUGGAGAUCCUUUAGCUGUUGAGGAGGAUGAAUCAUCAAAUCAAGAUAUAUUUUAAUACAUACUUCUUAUUA